AAAAAAUUGCUUUUGUCCAUUCGGCUCCCUCCCCCAAAUCGACACUUUAUAAAAACCUUCUGUACUUUUUUCCCCCUCCCUCUCUCCCUCUACUACCUCCAAGAUGGUAGGAAAGUUGUUGUUUUGGAGGGCAGAGGAGCCGCUCUGUGAUGUUAUGUCCUCUCGGUGCCUGUAGUGGUGCUGUAGGAGGCUGCCGGCUCUCUUCUUGAGCAGCCCCAGCAGCCCUGCCUUCUUUGCUGGAGAAUAUAUUCAGGGAUUCCCCUUAAUAAUCACCUACCCUCUGAGCACUUUGUAGUUUUAAAAUAAUAAAGAGCCCCCAAAGCUUCCUCCCCACAAAAAGCAGGAUCUCCUCAGAGCCAGGGGGGCAGCAGCUCCUCAGCACAGAGCCCGAGCCCAUUCCCAGUCCCUCUGCCGGGGAGGAAACUCUGAUCUGUCAGCCCAACAGAGGGAAAGGGGGGAGAGGAGAGAGAGGAGAAAAAAAAAGCAGCUGGAAAGACAAUCCACAUCGUCUUGAUUCAUCAUCAUUCCAGGAUAGUGGUGUCCUUGGGGCUCUCUCUUAACACUGAUAUGGUACAGAAGAUUUAAAAUCAGCUGAUGUUCACAAGGAAUAGAGUCACGUGAUGUAUGAAGGCAAACACAUACACUUCUCUGAGGUUGACAAUAAGCCCUUGUGCUCGUAUAGCCCCAAACUGUGCAAGCAGAGGCGACUUAACGGCUACGCCUUCUGUAUCAGACACGUUCUGGAGGACAAGACUGCCCCCUUCAAGCAAUGUGAAUAUGUGGCCAAGUAUAACAGCCAACGCUGCACCAACCCCAUCCCCAAAUCUGAGGACCGUAGGUACUGCAACAGCCACCUGCAGGUACUUGGCUUUAUACCGAAAAAGGAGAGGAAGAAAAAGAAUGAUCCCAUAGAGGAGGUAAAGGUCAGGCACCAGAUGGAUACUAUGGCCCUCAGUCUGACGAUGCCCACCCUGGCCUUGAAGAUGCCCAAUGGACUGGACGGGAUGUCCCUCUCCCCUCCUGGGGCUAGGCUUCCUCUCCACUACCUGGAGGCAGAACUAGAAGACCCCUUUGCUUUCAACGAGGAGGAUGAUGACCUAAAGAAAGGGGCAACGGUGAGGAAAAAGUUGCAGAGCAAGUUGGCUCAAAACCGGCAGCGCCAGAGAGAGACAGAGAUUUUAAAAGUUCGCCAAGAGCACUUUAGCCCCCUUCCUGCACCUUUGCAGCAGCAGCCUCUGCAGCAGCAGCACUCCCAUCUGCCACCUUCAUCAGCUUUGUUAAAGCCAACAGGGCUACCGCAGGGCAUAGUCUGCAAGUCACCUCAACCUCCGAACACCAGCCUACCAAUGCAGGGAGUGGCACCCACCACACACACUAUAGCACAAGCCCGGCAGUUGUCUAACAAGAGACCUCUGCCUCUCCUGCCACCUGCUAGGGCUCCCGUCACGGACCCUCCAAGGACUGAUCGGGUCCUAAUGAAAGCCACAGCCUUUUCUCCACACUCGUCCUGCAUGAGCCGGCUACAGAGACUGGUGAAACUGUGCACUCGAAAACAGCAGCUGGACACUGAUCUGUUUCCACACCUAGGGCUGGAUUGGUCUGAAGACAGUGGAGAGGAGUUGGAGGAUUCAGAGCAAACCUCCCCUUACCAGGUCGCGUGGUCUGUCCGAGAAACCCUCGGCUACGAAAGACAUGAGUCCGAUGAUGACAAUGCGGAUGACAGGAGUUCCAGGGUGACCAGACUUUGCACUUACUUUCAGCAGAAAUACAAGCACCUCUGCCGCCUGGAGCGGGCAGAAUCUCGUCAGAAGAAAUGCCGGCACACGCUCCGGAAAGCCUUGCUGCAGGCGGCCAGCAGAGAGCCAGAGCGUGCCGGGCAACUGAUCCAGGAACUCCGGAGAGCGACCUGUGCUCGUAGCAGCACAAGCCAAGCCAGGCAGAGAGAUGCAGAACCGACAACUUGUAGUGGGACUUCGAAGGGAGAACCAUGCACUAACAAGGCCCUUCCAUUCACCAGGCAUUGUUUUCAGCAUAUCUUACUGAACCGUUCUCAGCAGCUCUUCUCAAGUUGCACAGCCAAGUUUGCAGAUGGUCAGCAGUGCUCUGUGCCAGUUUUUGACAUUACACAUCAGACACCUCUGUGCGAAGAACAUGCCAAAAAAAUGGACAACUUCUUGAGGGGGGACAGCUCCCGUAAAGUUCAGCACCAGCAGCAGAGGAAACCCAGGAAAAAAACAAAGCCACCCGCACUUACCAAAAAACACAAGAAGAAGAGAAGGCGAGGCCCACGCCGGCCCCAGAAACCUAUUCCUCCUGCAGUGCCCCAAGGGAACCUCACCAUGCCUGCCAGUGUCUCACUGCCAGUAGAGAUGCCCCAUAUACGGAGCCCCUCCACCCCAGAGCUGAGUGCCGAUGAGCUGCCUGAUGAUAUCGCCAAUGAAAUCACAGACAUUCCACAUGACUUGGAAUUGAAUCAGGAAGACUUCUCUGAUGUCCUGCCACGGCUGCCCGAUGACUUGCAAGAUUUUGAUUUCUUCGAAGGUAAAAAUGGAGAUCUCCUUCCAACAACAGAAGAGGCUGAAGAACUGGAACGGGCCCUACAGGCUGUAACUUCUCUUGAGUGCCUGAGUACCAUUGGAGUACUUACACAGACAGAUGGUGUGCCAGUUCAGGAGCUGUCAGAUAGAGGGAUAGGGGUGUUCUCUACAGGUGCUGGAGCUCCAGGAAUGCAGUCCUUGAGUCGAGAGGUUAACACGGAUCUGGGGGAGCUGUUGAAUGGGCGUAUAGUACAUGAUAACUUCUCCGGUCUGGAGCUGGAUGAGAACUUGCUCCGCUCUGCUACCUUGUCCAACCCACCUACGCCCCUGGCAGGGCAGAUCCAGGGGCAAUUCUCAGCCCCAGCCAACGUCGGCCUUACUUCUGCCACUCUGAUAAGCCAGAGUGGCCUUGGGGAGAGAGCCUUCCCAGGACAGUUCCAUGGACUUCACGAUGGCAGCCAUGCCUCCCAGAGGCCCCACCCUGCCCAGCUGCUGAGCAAGGCAGAUGACUUGAUCACCUCACGACAGCAAUACAGCAGUGACCAUUCACACUCCUCACCCCAUGGAAGCCAUUAUGAUAGUGAGCAUGUGCCGUCUCCCUACAGUGACCAUAUCACAUCCCCUCACACCACAUCCUUUUCUGGUGAUAACCUGGCAGCUACCUUUUCAGCAGAGAUGCCCAUGAUGGCACAGCACUUGCUCCCAACUCAGCUGGAUGUGCCACUUAGCGGGGUGGUCAACCCCAGAACUCACUGGGGAAACCUUCCUGUCAAUCUUGGGGACCCCUCUCCGUUUAGCAACCUUCUUGGUGCAGAUGGACAUCUCCUGUCCACCUCCCUGUCCACACCACCUACCACCUCGCACUCAGAGACCACACAGCCUGCCUUCGCCACUGUGACCCCCAACAGCUCCAGUGUGCUUCCGGGGUUGCCGCAGACCAGUUUUAGUGGCAUGGGUCCUGCCUCUGCUGAACUCAUGGCCUCCACCUCCCCUAAACAACAGCUCCCUCAGUUCAGCGCAGCUUUUGGGCACCAGCUGAGCUCCCACAGUGGCAUCCCCAAGGACCUGCAGCCCAGCCACAGCUCCAUAGCUCCUCCCACAGGCUUUGCAGUGACCGGUGCCACCGCUACCAGUACCAAUAACGCAUCUGCGCCCUUCACCACUUCCAGCUGAGCUUGUCUGCCUGGCUCUGUGCAGGUAGCAUCUGGCAUUGAAAACUUGGCUGCGCACAUUGAAUUGAGAAUAGUGCACUGAAGUCCUAAAACAAGACCAUGGUUCAAGAAUGACUUUGACAGCUUGUUAAGAUAGUGUCUUGAUCUCCUCUGUGUGCGUGUGUGUGUGUUUGGGGUGCAGGAAGCAGCAGUUCUUUUUCUGCUUUUGGUGAAAAAGUGGAAAAAGUGGGAUUUGUCCCCUUUUGGAUCUGGUCACUGUUCUUACUGCAUGCUGACUUUUAUUUUGAUGAUGAUGAUUUUUAAUUCAUUGAGCAGCAAGGGGAACAAUUGACUGGUUGCCCAUAAAUUUGAAGGCUGAUGCAAAACUAACCCAGAGGAAAAUAAAUAAAUAAAUAAAAACUAAACUAAACCAGAAACGUUGAAAUAGAAUAAUGGUAUAGUGAAGAUUCCUGUGCAGAAAUUCCCUUCCCUGCUGAAUUACUGUGGCCUUGUAACAUUGAUGAUUUGCCUUUUCAAGUGUGGCUUUGUCCCAGACUCCUUGCCUGACAGGCUGACAGGUAUUUUCCAGGUGAAACUGAAAGAAUUCAGUUGGUAUUCUGCCCAUCCACAUAAGUCUAGUUCAGGCCCUUUGGUAAGUUCCAAACAGAUGCAUUUCUCAAAUUGUUUCUGCCUAUUAUGACUUUGUUAGCUUUUUUUUCACACCAAGCCAUUUGUUUCUUAUGGGACUUAAUGCUCUUAACGUGAAGCUGUGUGUGUGUGAGGAACUAGCAGGUACCUAUCAGCAGUCAUGGCUAACCAAAAGAUAAAUCACUAAAGCAAAAUAGGUAAAUACGAGUUUUUUUGCUUUCUUUUUUUUUGGCAGGACAGUUUUGCUUUUACUGCCCACCUGCUGAAGAAAGUGUUCAGACUUUUAGGUAGUAAUUUCAGAGUAAUUUCAGUUCUUAUAGAAUGGAGUCCACUAGCUUUUAGAUGUUUUUAUUUUUUAUUUUGUUUUUAAUCCAAGGGAUAACAGCAGCAGAAAUCCAGAGGUGUUUACAUGUAUCUCUUUACUGGAAGGGAAAAAAGGAAUUCGCUUGCGACUUUAUAGGGCUCAGAUUUGCUACUAUACUUUGACUGUAAAAGUAACUUCUAUUUCAUUAGUAUAACAAGUCUCUACUAUUCUUGACUUGUUUCUGAGAUGCAAAUGAGAGAGAAUAGAAAAACCCACAUUUCAGUCUCCAACUGUAGAAGAGGGAUUUCCUUCCACCUUAGUGUAGUACAUCCUACCUGCAUAUAUUCUAGUCUAGUCCAGGAAACUGAGAACCAAGCACAUGUAACAGAGAGGCGUAAUAAAUUGUUUGAGCAACAGAUCUUUGAACUAAGUUUAGUUUCUAUAGAAAGUCAUUUCAUUAGCAGUCAGGCCCACAUUGAACUCUGACCCAAACCUCUCCUUUCAUCUUGCUAAAGAACAGAGUUUAAAUGGGAGAAGUCUUGUUCUCCUUACUAUCAUAGCAAUCAUACUAUCUCCUUUUCUUGAAAGGUUUGUCCUCCUUAAACUUAAAGGAGUAUGGAUGAUGUGUAUGUCCUUUAUGAAAUUGCAAGUGUAUGUGGGUGGAGGAAACAAAAAUGAUUUUCAUGCUUCUGUUGUUAUGAAGUCCUUAUUUCAUACUUGGUAAAAUAGAUCUUAAUAUAAGGCAGAUAUUUUUUAAGUGGUGAUUUAAAUAUGUUUGUAACAUUUAAAUGUUUUUAAAUCAUGUAAAAAGUUGAAUUGAAGCCUAUGAAAUCCUGCUUGUGAUUGUCCUGCUGAUUGAGGAAUGCCCAGUGGUAUUGUGAAAUGAGGCAAAUCUGAACAAGGCAUUUAUUUAUUUUUGUAUUAAGUUCCCCAUACUUUGUUGAGAAGACAACUGUUUGAUUUGCAAAUGAUUUUCCUUGUGUUUUCAUAUUCUUUCUUCAUGUUUUGGAUGACUGAAAAAGAGUGAAGAACUAGUAUACCAAAUGGUUAAUUCUUUAAUCUGCUUGUGUAUUUGUGUCAUUUUUAGAGGAUGUUAAUUUCUAUAAAUUGGUUUCAGGACUUUGGUCUUGAAAUGAUUCUUGUGCCCAUCAAACUCUCUAAUGAAGCUGCAGCUAUUUCAGAGUUUAAUUGCUCCACAUUACAUUUCUCUUUCUUAGCAAAUGCAGGGUGUGAAGGGGGGGAGGAAUGGAGGACCAAGUUCUGCUUGCUCAAAUUGGCAUAAAUUUCAGAGGAGCUCUUUGGAAUAAGGUCACUGUGAAUUUGUACUGGCGUAAUUCAGAACAGAAUCCAGAUCCUGAUCUGAGUGUUAUUUUAGUCAGGGAAUUUCAAAAGCUAUCAAAGUUACGCAGGUUCAUAAUUCUUAUUUGAAAUCAUUGGCCAUUAAGGAUCUGCAUUCCUAUAAAGCAGCCUAGGACAUCAGCUCUUCAGCCACUUAAACUUCAGUUUUGUAUAUCCCUUGAUGACCUUUUUCUGAAAAGUGAUUAGGUAACGUUUUUCAGUGAGCAAACUAAGUUUGCAGUAAACUGUACUAUUAAAAAUGAAUUUGUUCAUAUAGAUUGGAAGUAGGAAUCCCUCUGUCCUGUCUGAUAGAGUUCUGAAAUGGGCCACCAUUCUUGCCUUCUGUUUUACCACUGCCACCAAUACAGCCUGACGAGAACUUAGGAGAACUGAUGUUAGGUUUACAGGAGGGUUCGUGCCAGUAGGCUUCUAUACCUGCAGAGCCCAUUGAGUUCAGUGGAUCGGUGUCUUACUGCUGGAUUUAAAAGAUCCCAUUGAAAACCUUGCGCAGCCAAAAAUUCGGCACCUCUUCUUCUGGGAAGUGUUGCAGGUCUGGAUGAGGUGGUCCUUGUGUAAUUCCUGAAUAGCAUUCAUACUCUCUUGCUGAGGUUUUUGAAUAUCAUCUCCUUGUACAGCAAUUAGCACUCUAAUCGCCCUUUCACCAAAGAGUCGGUGUAGCAAUUGCAGUCCAUUGAUUUGAGCUGGUCAAUAUCUGUCAUGCCCUUUACAUAUGAAUAGAUGGAAUAAAGCUAGUUUAACUUAAAAGUUAAUUUCCUUACAUAAGAUUUGAGUUGUAGAGAAUUGAGAAAAGAAUUAGACCUAGAAUAAAGUACCAUUAGGAUCGUUUUUUGUUAAUAGCUGCAUCUCAAUUAUUCUUUGUACAAAAGUGUAAGAAUUGACAGAAUGACACAUAGCAGUGUAUGGAGGCUGAUAGGAGCAGCCUGAUGGUGGCCUGGUGUGUAAGGUGUUCUGUUAGACACACUUUCACUUCGGAAGAUUUGAGGCCGACUUUGAGGGGAGCUUAGAUACCUCAAGGCUGAUUUGUUCUUAGGCCUUGUCAUUAAUUGAUAGAAGAUGCAUCUGUGAUGCAAGCAGGUAGGAAAGAUGCCCUUUUUUGUCCCCUCCAGCUUUCAACUUCCCCCAGGUUCUUGCCUAGUUCUCUUCUCACUGGUAGCAAGCUUCUUUGUGUCUUUGGACAUAAAGGUCAGUGAAACAAUUACAUCAAUAAUGCUGAGAGGUAGCACAGAUGCAGGUCUGCCUCAUACACUAUAGUCUGCAACAGCUAGGCUUCCAACUUCUUUCUGCAGGUUAGUGAAUGAGGAUUCACAGUUACUGUUUGUAAACAUUAGAAUGCCUUGAGAAGCUUACAACACGUUAGGCAAAAAUCAGAGAUGGUAUUGGAAGUACAAAUGUAAGAGAAGAAAUGUUAAAAGAGGGGCUGGGAAUGAAUUUACAGGCUAGUACCCACAUUCAGUUAGAGGCACUGUUUUGUUGUAACCACAACUAAGUACAGUCUAGGGUUGAAUUGGCUUGCCAGGGAAGAUGGGUCUCAAGGAAUAAUACCCUGUAGAGGUGUCUUCACUGAGAAGUUGUCCCUAGUGAUUAAGUACACAUGCUGCUGGUCCACAUCUGAAGCUCCAACUCUUCCGUGGUGCUGUAGCAGCUUGGCUGCUGCAUUGCAUCAGCAGGACCAGCUCCCUGGAACUGAAUCUGUCAAGUGGUGGAAGGCAGUCCGCAGCAAGGGGAGUUUUCAGCAGGCAAACAGUAGGCAACUUACCUUUGGUGAUUCUUCUGCAGUGAGGCAUUGUGUGGGUGUCUUGGCAGCUUUCCUCAUGGGAUGUUUCUAUUUGCCUUUGAAUUUUUGCCAUGACAUGUAAAGAAGUCUCCUAUGCAGGCCAGUUGCAACUGCAAUGACCACAUCCUCUGGUGGUGGAGAUACUAACUGAAGGAGUAGGUUUGGAUCUUUUGAGUGAUAUUUAGUGCUGGGGUGUUGUGGGCUGCUCCUCUUCCCCUCUCUGCUCCUUUUAUUUCCUUCCCUCUGCAUUCUCCAUCAUUCUUUCUUUUAGUCUCCCAUCCUCCAGUGUAGGUAGUGCCAACCAUAAGUCUUCUGUGGCUUGAUCCUGAGUGAAUGUGGCUGUGAAACACAAAGAAGGAGAGAUUCCUGCAUUUCAUAGCAUACAUCUGGGGUGCUAGAAUGACAGUGUACUAGACGUGAAAUAUAUCUCAGCUCAGUGAGUAAGGUUUCACAGCACACUGAUAGGUUGGAUGCUGAGGAGCACACACAUCAGCAGUGAAUGUGUAGGCUUUUAGUGAGCAUCUGCCUUCUCACAGAUUUUUCUUGUUUUGAGGGUGCAUCAGUAGAAAAUCACAAAAGUUAUAGAUUAUUCUCUUUAAAAGCUGUAUGAAGAAGCCCAGCUAAAAGUAAAGAUAAUUGGGGGAAAAAUUGACGUUUGAAUUUACUAAGCUUAAAUUUGAACUUCAGGUGACUCCUAGCCUGUGAGAGACCUUAGCUCUUUCAGCUAAAUUGUUGGGAAUGAAAAAUCUGUGGGAGAAGGAGGAAUUGCAGAAUAUUAUGUCUUGGAACAAUUUUCUCACACGUAUCUUCAGCCAUUUAAACACAAACCAAAAAAGUGACUCAGUUAUGGGAGCUUUUCCUUUGCUGUUUGCUACUUGUCUCCUGGUUGUUGGUUCUUUGUUUUCCCCUGUUGUAUUCUGCUUCCACACCCUUGUUCUCUGGCCCCUGUGGAAUAGGGUGGCAGUGGAGCAUGAAAGAAGUCAGUGGGCUUGGCUGUAGAUGGACAUCAGUAGAGAAAGCUUUCUUUUUCCAGCUCCUUAUAAGCAUUGGCACCUUUUCAGUCUUCCCUGGCUCACAGAAUUUAGUUGGAAGUCAACAGGUUCAAAUUCAGGCUUUUGACCUUAAAACUGUACAUAGAUGAUGAGGGAAAAAUGCAUUCCUCGUGCUCCUUCCCCUCCCUAGCCCCCAAGCACACACACAGUGAGAUACACAGAGUACAUGCGCGUGCACUUGGUCCAGCAGCACUAAUGUUUUAUCUGCUUGCUGCCUUCACCAGCCGGCGCCCAUGGAAGUGAGCUCUGGGUAGGUGAUGUCCCCAGAUAUCCUCUGGAAAACUUUAACUUUGAUGCAGAUUGCUCUAAUGUAGCUGACUGACAUGGCAUUUGCUUCUGCUUUGGAGUGGAUGAUUUACCCUGUAAUGACUCUAACCUGCGUUCCAAACAGCAUAGUUGGUCCCAGUGAAAACAGAUUGAUUCUGAAGUGAUGAACAGUUGGGUUCUCAUGCAAAAUAUCUACACAUCCUACCAGAAGGGGUUGAACCAGUUUCUCUGAACAGUGAUUACCUUCACUGUACAGUUUUGGGUAUGUCUCAGGGAUUCCUUGUGGAAAUAAGGGCAGUUAACAAAAAAAAAAAAAAAAAGAAAAAAAAAGAAAAAAAAAAAGAAAAAAAAAAGUAAAUAGUUUUAAAAGUAAAUAAUAAUUUAAGGUAGAGCGUCAUCUAAGUGAGAGUGCAAGAAAGAGAAAUCCGUGUUCAAUUUUCUAGUCCACUGUCUGGCUUAGGGACUCUUUCUCUUCUCGGGGCUCUCAAGAUCAACAUACAGAAUCUUUUUCAUCACGCUCAGCUUUAAACUUUUUAUUUAAAGAUACCCUUCCCCAAUGAGCUUUCAGAAUACUUAUUGUAGAUUUUAAGAGAAAUGGUAUAUUAAUUUAUGCUAUUAACAUCACCUCAUAAAUUAUAAGUUUUAUACUAAAGCUGUAUUGAGUGUAAUGAAUUAUGUUGCAUAUGUGUUUUUAAUGGCUAUAAAAUUAUAUACAAGCUUUUUUGGGAAGACAAACUAGUGAAGCACCUUUUUACACUGGAUUUUGCCGUGUCAAGGUGUACAGCUAUUCUUUGCUACCUUGCAGAUAUCUAUAUCUAUAUCUAUAUAUAGAUAUAUAUAUAUAAUUAAAAUAAAAUGGUAUCCUGUAUCAACAAAGCAUAGAACUCUUUUUAACCCUUAUAUUACUGUUCCUAUAUCUCUUUUUAAAUUUUACUUUGAGUGUUACAUUCUGCAAUAAUUUAUCUGUGGUUUGUACCUUUGAUUAGACAUUUAGUUACAGGGUAAAUAGAUCAAAUUAAAAAAUCCAACUACUGUAGCUGGAAGUUGUGAACCAAGUUUUAAGACUUUUUUUUUAAUGUAUUUAUUUCCAGUUAGCUCUGUGAGUUGGAAUUUGAAAAGUCAGAACAUUAGAAAUCUCAGUGUCUUAUUCAGGAAUUUUCCCCCUCCUUUCCUCACAAAGGAAUUCCCACUGUGACUUAUAAAUAGAAUUAGACUGCUUGUGUGCAUGUAUGUAUGAUAUAUACACACAAAAAAUAUGCAUUGGGGGGGAUGUAUGUGCGAUAUGAAUGUGUAUAAUGUAUGUAGGUCAUAGUUUUGUAAAGAGAAAAGUAGUCGAGAGGUGAUGGAAUGUAUUGUAGAAAUGUGAUUAUUUAGUAGGGGGUUCCUAUGUCCUCAUUGUUGUAUAAAUAACUCAAACUCUCUACUAUAUAAUCUUCUGUUAUAAGGCUAAUUCUGAUAUCAUGUCAAUUUUACUGUUUUUUAAAUGACUAGCAGUGAGCCCUGUUUAAAAUGUCAUGAAAAUACCAAGCUCCCAAAGACAGCCUUUACAUAAAAUACAUAGAGGAGGAGGAGGGAUGGGAGAAUUGAGUGAUAUUUUUCAGGAGAAUUUGAAAUGGAGAGUUCUGUGAUGACGACGAGACAGAAGGAUUAUGUAUUUUUGCAAAUUAAUACUCCUUUGGUGUGAGAAAGGUGGAAAAUGUGGUUAACCAGUUGUACUUGGUUUUCAACUCAGGUUGUAAGGAGCACUGGUUGAGGACUGAUCUCCAUUCUGUAAGAGGCUCUUGUCUUCAAAGCAGAUUCUUUUCUUUCCUGAAGGUCUUUGUGUGUAUUGAUUUUGCUCCAGAAUUGCUGUUUUGGGAUUAGAGCAAAAUACACUUUCAGCCCAGGGAAUUCCACUUGUGAGUUUUGGAAUUUGGUUUUGGCCAUUUAGCUUUUUUCAUAAUUGGAGAAUGAAGAUUUCUUUGAGAGUUCUCACUUGAAAGGGUGAGGAAUCAGAAACAUUCUUACAUUUUUGCUUACGCUUCAUACUGUGCAUCAGUUAUAACAUUUAGGCUGGAGAAAAGUAAAACCUAAAUGUUAUUUGUUCAUACAGUUUCACUUUUAGUGAUGCUGAUCUCAGUGGCUUUAAAAAUCUGUUUAGAUGAACAGAGCUUCCAGUAUUUCACAGACAUUUUAAUUUUUUGUUUGUUUUUUUUUUUUUUAAAGCAGUUGCAAAUCAAACCUUGAAGUUUUUGUACAUUCCCUUCCCUCUCAGUACGUCCAUGACACAGUGCAUUUCCUUUCCCAUGCAUCUGCAUGUACGAGUGAACAGGGCAGGGAGGUGGCUGUUGUCAGAGGCCUUUCCUUCUCAUUGUGUGGUGGUAAUAGGAGCUAGCAGCAUAAAUCUGUAUGCCUUUUGGGGAAAAACAGACCUGCUUCUGUGUAUACCUGUACAGAGAGAGAUAUCUGUAUAUGAGAUGUUGGUAGCACUUUGCUGAAUGUGCUCUUGUCCUCAUGAUGCACGAUAAAUAGGUAUGAAUGCAAUCAAUCUAUAUGUGUGUAUAUAUAUAUAUAUAUAUAUAUGCAUACAGAUGUAUAGGUGGAAUAUAUGUAGUAUCACACACGUGCAUUUGUUGUUACAUGAACAAGUGUGUGAGCUGAAAGAAAGACUAGCCAUAAGCUAUGUGUAACAGGUAAGCACGUGGUGCCAAACAAGGUGGUCUUAGUUCAUCUGAGGGCUUUGGUUGGUGUCAGUGAUUGGUCUGAUCUUGGUCACCACUGAUUUUUGUUACCUCAGCCCUCAAAGCAGAAUUUCCUUGGUACAUUUUUGCUUCUGUGUAUAUUAAUACUCAGUGAGGCCUCUUGCAAUGCCGACCUCUUUUGCUUUGCUACUCCAUUACUUUCAUUCCAGCUCUUCCCUGUCCCAGUAUCUCCGAAGCUUAUCAUGCUAUAGAAGUGAGCAGCUCUAAUGGCCUAGUCCAGCCCUUCCUAUGCAUUAGGGAAAUUUUCUGGGUGAUUGCAGUGGCAGCUGAAUUGGGCCCGGAGCAUUUGCUUGACCCUAGGCAGAUUUUUCCAGUUACUCAAUUGUACUUGACCAUGACUGUGACUGAUUUGUAGAUGAACGCUAACUUCUCUUAGAAACUGAUGCAAAGUUACCUAGCAUAUUAAAAGGUUAACCCAGCACUACGAUUCAGAGGUAAAUACUCAAAAUGAGAAAAGCAAACCCACUGAAAACAUCUUAAUUUUCAGCCCCAGGGAGAAAAAGGGAGCUCAGUGUGCCUUUCCCAUAAGGAGAGCAAUGAGCAGAAGGCAGCCUUGUGCUGGUUCUGAGCAGCGCUGUUGUCAAACAUAUCAAAAGAAACACAGCUCGUUAGUUUUACCAAUAAACAGAUUUUAAAGUGAGCUGCAGAGUUGACCAUUAGCAUGCAAGAACUUUGCAUCUCAUUGUGCAUUGAAUGAUUUUGCUUAUGCAAGUAAAUUGUGUUUUUAAGUAUCUUGUUUCAUUUUCUGGCUAGCUGGAGUUCCCCUGUAGUUUUAGCAGAAAGCAGCUGUCAGAAACCUGCUCAGUCACACGUAAGCACUGCUGACAUUCAUGGCUUGCUUACCUGUGGUUUCAGAGGAGAGCGCAGCUCCAUUCUGCCAUCAGGCCUUACUGCAGUCCAUGUUUUUAGUCUGGGUAUGACACUGUUUUUCUUGGCCACAGUUCAGCCAUGGAAUUUUGUCUUCCUUGCAUUUCUAUUAGGAAAAGGUAACUGAUGUACUCUUCCAUCUUUCAUGCAAUCAUACAUGACGAUAUCUAUAAUACAUAUGUUUGGGUGUGUGUAUGGGUAUGGCUGUGUACUGUGUGUGUAUAAUACAUAUAUGCACACAUAGAUGACCCUAUUUCAGUUUAUGUAUGUGGAGAACAUACUUGUUGGUCCUCUCCUGGUAUAUACUCAUGCAUUCGUAUAUUAAAUAUGUAUAUAGAGUGUAGAUGUCCUGCAUAUACAUGUGUAUAUGUUACGAACCUUGGAUGGCAUUUUUUUAAACAUUUUGCAAAUCGCUGUCCCUUAUGAGAUAUUUUCUCUGAAGCUGCAUUAUAUAGAAGAAAUGGAGAAAUGUGUUAUCAAAGUUUUAUUUUAAAAAGGAGACUCUUAAUUAUCUAAAGCCAUUUGUAAUUGUCUUUUGAAUUUUUACUAGAAGGGUUGUUAUUAAAAAAGAAAAAAAAAAAAAGAAAAAGGAAAAAAACCAAAAAACCACCACCAACAACAAAGCAAGCAGACCUUACUCCCACCAUCACUUAAGAUGGAAAGAAAGAAAUGGAAGUGCAAGUUGCAAAGUAUUUAUUUCCUUCUGAGGCAUAUUGGAAUCACGUUCUGCCCACCUCCCUUCUCUAAAUAGAAUUAAUGAUUCAUGGUUUCUUUUACACAGCUUUCCCCAUUAUUUUACCUUCUUCAGUCACUGUUCACCUCCUACAUUUGGUAGUGCUGAUGGCACUGAGGAGAUCUCGUGCUCUUCUGUACUUUCCAGGAAUAAUUCUGGUGCAUCACUGUCGUGUUUCACGUUAACAUACUCGUGGAGGAUGGAUAUUUUUUAUGAAGAUGUCUGUAACAAGUCUUUAACUUAUUUAAUGUGAGAAGCCUUUGCUGGAGUCUGUUGUUUCUUUCCAAAGACAUUUGCUUUUUUCAUCAUCAUUCAUUAGUUACCUUCUUAUUUAAUGCCUGAGGUUUUAGGGUUUGGGUUGUAUUAUUGUGGGGGUUUUUUUUGUUUUUUUUUUGUUUUUUUUUUGCUUUGUUUUUAAAUUCCCCCAAAAUGUUUAUCUGCAAGUGGAGCAAAAGAGGUGUCAGCCCCACCAAUAUCCUCUUUGCAAUUAAGAAUAAAUAUCUAUGUUUUGGGUUUAAUAAAAGAGAAGGUGGCAAAUGGACAAUCUGAAGUGCUUUAGAGGGGACGGUCACUCUUUUCAAGGCUGUCUCAGAGAAGUUUGUGUUUGGUGUCAUUUUAAAGGCAGUGUGAUCGCACUGAUAUCAGAAACAGCCUUCUAACAAAGAGCCUCGUACAGCUGUUUGGCCACUCGAGUUUAAAACAUAAAGUUGCAGUGGGAAAGCACAGGUGAGGCAGUGUAUUUGAACCAGUGAAUUGUAGCUUGCAAACGUAACUGAUUUUGAAGUAACUGCAUGGUAGCAAGGAUUAGCAGUCUCUUACACCCCUUCCUUGUUCCCUUUCAUCCCCAACAUGUAUUCAGCAUACCAUACAUUGGGAAAAAUGACAGCUUGCUACAGCAAAGCUAAAUCCAAUAGUGACUGCUUAAAGGGAACAUACAAACUCGCACUGCCGCAUUCUGUACCACGCUGACGGGCACAAAAAGCCCCGACUGCUUCUGCAGAUGUGCUGUGUUGGGGAGAGCGGAACCUGGGGAUGCCCAAGGAGAGCAGUCGCAGUGCCAGCAGCUCCCAGAGCGGUUCUGACAGCGUUCCAGGGUGGGUAGGAAAGCUCCUGUUUGUACUUCCCUUUAAAUAGGAUCAGUUGGCUCACAUGUUCCUCAUACUUCUCAAUGAAUGUACUGUAUUACCAUUAAAAAAAAAAAAAAUCAAUGAAAAUGAUGAUAGAUUGGUCUCCUUUUGUUAUCUGGUCCUUGUUUAAUUUGUUUAAGGGUUUUUGUAUACAAAAGUUUACAUUUUUAUGUAUAUUUUUCUUGUGUAAAAACUGAUGUAAUAUGUGUAUAAAACACUGUAUGUAUUAUCUGUAUAUAGUGUGACAAAAUGAUUUUCUUUCUUUCUUUUGGAUGUAUUAAUAAAUCUUGCUGUGAA
Phasianus colchicus (ring-necked pheasant) is the source of this 14857-nucleotide messenger RNA. RefSeq names its product INO80 complex subunit D (gene INO80D). NCBI's taxonomy places the organism in Eukaryota, Metazoa, Chordata, Aves, Galliformes, Phasianidae. The record is from RefSeq and is a predicted model, not a curated record. Gene Ontology annotation, cellular component: nucleus.